Molecule: messenger RNA, 1923 nt
Organism: Penicillium diatomitis
Lineage: Eukaryota; Fungi; Ascomycota; Eurotiomycetes; Eurotiales; Aspergillaceae
Exons: 4
Source: RefSeq, a predicted model, not a curated record
AUGCAACGCUUUUGCGGGUUUCUGCGUGCAAUAAUCACGGCCGCUAGAUAUAACAAGAGUAUCACUAUCUAUAAAAUUCGAAAAUACCUCGGAAGUGUUGUUGAAGAUGCCGGCACGUACCCUAAAGACUAUGUAUUACACUGCUCUUCUAUCGAUACUGUCUCAGCCGUUUUGGAAGAAGAAGAAGAAGAAGACAAAAGUCACAUUGAAUAUUUUCAAGGAUUUAAGAGGUUCUAUGAACAUGGACUACCCGGGGAACUGCCUGCUCAGGUUGAAGAAAGGCUCCUACAAGAGCCGGAGUUAGUUGAGAUCAGAAGUCGCAUCACGCAACUUGAAGCCUUCGAUAGGGACAAAGAGGGAUUAACUGCAGAGCGAUUAAAAUACCGAAAGGCGUUGGUUCGGUUUCGCCUUUCUGAGCUAAAGAAGUACCAAAGCAGCUGGAUACGGGAAAGAAGAGACCGAAGAAUCCUUAAUAAAGGGAAAGGAGAGCAGGUAAUUGAUGACAAAAAUGAUGUUUGCACACGGUCUCAAGCCUUGAUAAUGCCGGAAUUCGCGCGAAUUUCGACCUUAAUGUCUUUUGACGGCGGGCUUUCCUUCACUGAGAUGCUCCUUUUCGUGGAAGACCUAAAAACUUAUUGCGGGCGUGACUUCGACGUGGUUUACCUUCCACAGGAAAGUCCCGUUGCUGGUCGCUGCCCCGCCGGAGAUUGUCACAAGGAGAUGAAAUGUCUCAAAAAAUCCGACCGCAGUGCCCACAUCCAUAACUGUGUUCGUCGUGGGAUUGCUUCGGACUUUCAGGUCUUAGAGUCAAAGUUGAAAUAUUGCUACGAGUGCAUGAAAUGGUUUCAGCUAAGCCAAUGGCGAGAUCAUUGCUCUUUCCACCUCCAGUCAUGGAAAACUCAGCACUGUGAGGUGAUCAUAUACCGUCACACGGUGGUCCGCCCCGGUUACUGCCCCUUUUGUGACCUUGACGCAGCAGACCGCUUACACUCGUGGCUGACCAGUGGUAAUUUGAGGCAACACGUUGAAGAACAGCAUAUGAAUGGAGAUCAGGGCGGUGAAAAGAAAUUACGAUGCGGAUGUGGUCAAAUAUUUGAUAAAGAGCGUGAACUACGACAUCAUUUACAUGACAUCCACAAGCUGAACAAAGCUAUAUGGCUAACUCCGAAGCACCAGAGGAAGAGAAAGCAUGCCUGCAAAGAGGAGGCGCAAAUAUCACCAGCUGAGCCGGAGGAGCGACGCUCCAAAAGACCUCGCUUUUACCGCUAUCCGCCUCCACGUCACGAGCAUGAGCAUCAAUUGUCAAAAAGCAUUUUCAUCCCCGUUCCCGCAUUGUGCGUUUUUGUUGAGGAACAUCCAGAGCAAUAUUAUUGUUCAAGUCUGAGCGAUAAGUCGACUAAAAGCAGCAGAGGUAGCUCGGUCAGCCCCUGCUCCUCUGCAAACAGUUCUCCACUCAGCUCGCGACCAACAACUCCUGGUUUGGAUGACAUUGAUCCAAGAAUCCUAGACUCUUUGGGAGUCUACAAAGCUCGGAGGCCUCAGCUUUGUGGUCAAGAUUACUCAGAAACGGAUGUGCUUGCAGUCCUUCCGGACGAGCACGAAGUCAAAUCCCAAUUACCCGCCGUUGGAGCACAUCCAGGGUUUCAUAUUCAAAGUAUUGCCGAUCAAUCCGUCCCUCAUUUUGAGACCAUUGGUUCUUGCUCUCUCGAGCCGGCUGAUCACAACACAAACGAUGCAUGCAAAAUUGGUGGUGGUGUUGCCAACCAGCUACAGUUACCUAGCCCAUCUCCAAUCGAGAACAACGCCAUAGAGAAGGACAUAGAAGUAAAACCUAUGGAAUUGCGCGUUCUGGGUGUGCCUACUACUGGCUUUACCGCAAGCGAAGCGAACGAGGAGAAGGAAAACCCACGAGACGCCCGACCU